This is a messenger RNA of Anguilla rostrata (American eel), 7069 nucleotides long. RefSeq names its product potassium voltage-gated channel, subfamily H (eag-related), member 6a (gene kcnh6a). The coding region runs from base 2125 to 5703 and encodes 1192 amino acids. Gene Ontology annotation, molecular function: inward rectifier potassium channel activity. NCBI's taxonomy places the organism in Eukaryota, Metazoa, Chordata, Actinopteri, Anguilliformes, Anguillidae. The record is from RefSeq and is a predicted model, not a curated record. The transcript has 16 exons. Gene Ontology annotation, cellular component: plasma membrane. Gene Ontology annotation, biological process: potassium ion transmembrane transport; regulation of ventricular cardiac muscle cell membrane repolarization; membrane repolarization during action potential.
CACAGCUCUCAGAGUCAUAACCCUGUCCAUUAUGAUGAGUCCACAGCUCUCAGAGUCAUAACCCUGUCCAUUAUGAUGAGUCCACAGCUCUCAGAGUCAUAACCCUGUCCAUUAUGAUGAGUCCACAGCACUCAUAACCCUGUCCACUAUGAGUCCAAAGCUCUCAUAACCCUGUCCAUUAUGAUGAGUCCACAACUCUCAUAACCCUAUCCACUAUGAGUCCACAGCUCUCAUAACCCUAUCCACUAUGAGUCCACAGCUCUCAUAACCCUGUCCAUUGUGAUGAGUCCACAGCUCUCAUAACCCUGUCCAUUAUGAUGAGUCCACAGCUCUCAUAACCCUGUCCAUUAUGAUGAGUCCACAGCUCUCAUAACCCUGUCCAUUAUGAUGAGUCCACAGCUCUCAGAGUCAUAACCCUGUCCAUUAUGACGAGUCCACAGCUCUCAGAGUCAUAACCCUGUCCACUAUGAUGAGUCCACAGCUCUCAUAACCCUAUCCGUUGUUGCGGGUUCACACCUGUCAGUGCAUACUAUGCAUCAUUUUGAGCUGUAUACCCCUGUAUUUCUCUGCUCCUGAUUUUUAUGCAGUGUGUAGACAAACUGACUAUGGAAGGAGCAGGUUAAAAAUAGCUGCACCAUGCUCUGUUUCAGCUGAUGGCGAGGGGCUGAAAAAAGAAACCCCUGGCAAGCUUGCUUUUCCAAGUCAAGAUUGCUAUUAUCACAAUUGUUGCCUGCAACUGUCACCAUUACAGAGUGAGAUAUUGUUGGGAAUUUUAAUUAAAAACCAGCUUGUAAUAUUUGCAAUGUUAUACGUUACAUUACAGUCCCUUUUCAGACACUCUUAUCCAGAGCGACAUAUAAAACUGGAGAACAUCAGUUGUAGUUUCAGGAAUACGAAAGUGUGAUAUCACCAAGAAGGCACAGAAGACCUAUUUAUAAACAAUGAGUGUAAAGUUGACCAAACAGACAACAAUUUGCACCAUAAACAUCAGUAAAUACUACCAUGCAAAUAAUCAGUGACCACUUUGUAAGGUGCAUCUUGUAGGUGUCCAUGCAUCCAUCUUGAACCAACAGGUCAGACUCACGUCAUUCACAUCAUCACGCUGGAAAGACUGAUCACAUGGUGACUGAGUUCAUGUAGGUUAUAAAUGUGAAUUCCCUUCUCGGUACCUGUCUGUUAUCUGAUGGACAGGAUGUCUAGAAGAUGUGCGGAUGGCACAGUCUGUAAGGGCACCUCGGCCUAGCUAACCCCGCCGGGGACAGAAAGAGCUAAGGCCUGCAGGUGCAAAGGAACAUGCGAGAGAUGCAAUCACUCUCUCUUUGCCCGUGAUCAGUGGAUUCUAACUCAAAGUGAACGCUUUAUCCUGCAAGUAAGCUAAAGGAACUGAUCCAUGUAGACAAAUCGGCAACAUAGCAACAAGAAAAUUCAUGUAGCCUAUGGACCUUCCUGCGACAGCGAACCAUGGCUUCCACCUCCAGGAACAACAAAAAUCCUUUCGUCAUACCAGCAAAAAGGAAAACCAAACAGAGACUAGAGACGGCCUGAUCCAAGGAUGCUCUCCAAGCCAAAGUUUCCUUGGAAAAACCAGCAAGCGUCUGCUCACACGGACCCAUCUGCGCUACAUUAGUAAGACUGACAAACAUUCAGGCAUUAGCUUAGGAAACUAAUGUGUGUUCUUUAUUUUCAAUGAAGGAUGUUAUCAAUUGUAUGUAAUGUUGUGUUUAGAUUAUAUCACAUUGCUUGCUAGUUAGCUACAAAACCUAGCCUCGCAUAGCUAACGUAUAUACCGUAUUACUACCACAACUCGUUAGAUAGAUGGUCGUAUAUUUAGAAAUGGUCCGAUAAACAAAAAGUAUCCAGUGAGCAGCAGUUCUGUGGGUGAAAACAUCUUGUUAAUGAGAGAGGUCAGAGGAGAAUGGGUGGACUCAUUCAAGCUAACAGAAAAGCCACAAAUGCUCAAACAGCUGUUUACAACAGUGGUGUGCAGAAGAACAUCUCCUGAACACAGCACAUUGAACCUUGAAGCAGAUGGGCUACAGAAGCAGAAAACCAUGCCAGGUUCCACUCCUGCCCGCUAAGAACAAGAAGAUGACCCUGCAGUAGGCACAUGAUCACCAAAGCCGGAUGACCGAAUAUUGGAAAAACGUGGACUGGUCUGGUCUGGAAUCUGCAACAUACCGCAAGUUCCUGAUCGCGAACGCGCAGAUGAAGAACUGUGGCAUCAUUUACUGCAAUGAGGGCUUCUGCCAAAUGUUUGGCUUCUCGCGGGCUGAGAUCAUGCAGCAGCCCUGCACCUGCCAGUUCCUGGUGGGACCGGGCACCAUGAAGGGGGCCCUGGCACAGGUGGCCCAGGCCCUGCUGGGCUCUGAGGAAAGUAAAGUGGAGAUCCUCUACUACGCUAAGGAAGGGACCUGCCUGCCCUGCCGCGUACAUGUGGUUCCAGUGAAGAACGAGGACGGCGCCGUCAUCAUGUUCAUCCUCAACUUUGAGGAGCUACUGGAAACCUCACACAAGAAGGGCGGACUCAGGCAAAGGCUAGCCCAGGGCUGGAUCAGGGCAGGUCAGAGCCGAGGGGCGAGGCUGAAGCUGCCCUCCCUGCACACCAUCGCCCUCCAGCGCCAGCCCUCCAUAUCCAAGGACCAGUUCGAGGGUGUGGUGGUAGAGCACUUGCAGCCCAGCAAUGACCAGGUGCCCUUGAAGGAUUUCCACAUCCCGUCCAAGGAGAGCUGCAUGCAGUCUGAAACGGAGGCCCUGAUCGAGCAGGGCCGAUCCUCACGUCCCAUUGGGCACUCUUCUCCAAAAUGGCACCCCGAGCGCCUGGACCCAGACAGACCCUUCCACGGGGACGGCCUGCCCUGGAGCCGGUCCCGGGACAGCCUGCGGACCCUCCGCCGCGCCUCCUCGCUCGAUGACAUCGACAGCAUGAGGACGGACUGGUGCGGCCGGGGUGGGGACCCGCGCCUGAACAGCAACCUAAAGCACAACUUGCUGAACUCCACCUCCGACUCGGACCUGAUGAAGUAUCGCACCAUCAGUCGGAUCCCGCAGAUCACGCUCACGUUCGGGUCUGACCGCCUCCGCCCGCCCUCGCCCACCGAGAUCGAGAUCAUCGCGCCCAGCAAGGUGAAGGACCGCACACAGAACGUUACGGAAAAGGUGACUCAGGUGCUGUCCCUGGGAGCGGACGUGCUGCCAGAGUACAAGCUGCAGGCGCCGCGGAUUCACAAGUGGACCAUCCUGCACUACAGCCCGUUCAAAGCCGUGUGGGACUGGAUCAUCCUGCUGCUGGUUCUGUACACCGCCGUCUUCACGCCCUACUCGGCCGCCUUCCUCCUCAACGAGCAGGAGGACGAGCGGCGCCGCACCUGCGGCUACACCUGCAACCCGCUCAACGUGGUGGACCUCAUCGUCGACAUCAUGUUCAUCGUCGACAUCCUCAUCAACUUCCGCACCACCUACGUCAACCACAACGACGAGGUGGUCAGCCACCCGGGACGCAUCGCCGUGCACUACUUCAAGGGCUGGUUCCUCAUCGACAUCGUCGCCGCCAUCCCCUUUGACCUGCUUAUCUUCCGCUCAGGCUCGGAUGAGCCUCAGACGACCACACUGAUUGGCCUGCUGAAAACAGCCCGGCUGCUGCGAUUGGUGCGCGUGGCGCGGAAGCUUGACCGGUACUCAGAAUACGGGGCGGCGGUGCUCUUCCUGCUCAUGUGCACCUUCGCCCUGAUCGCUCACUGGCUGGCCUGCAUCUGGUACGCCAUCGGCAACGUGGAGAGGCCUUACAUGAAGAUCGGCUGGCUGGACAACCUGGCCGACCAGAUCGGCAAGCGCUACAACGACAGCGACUCCAGCUCCGGCCCCUCCAUCAAGGACAAGUACGUGACGGCGCUCUACUUCACCUUCAGCAGCCUGACCAGCGUGGGCUUCGGCAACGUCUCGCCCAACACCAACUCCGAGAAGAUCUUCUCCAUCUGCGUCAUGCUCAUUGGCUCGCUGAUGUACGCCAGCAUCUUCGGGAACGUGUCGGCCAUCAUCCAGCGGCUGUACUCGGGCACGGCGCGCUACCACACCCAGAUGCUGCGGGUCAAAGAGUUCAUCCGCUUCCACCAGAUCCCCGGGGGCCUGCGCCAGCGCCUGGAGGAGUACUUCCAGCACGCCUGGUCCUACACCAAUGGCAUCGACAUGAACGCUGUGUUGAAGGGAUUCCCAGAGUGCUUGCAAGCAGACAUCUGCCUGCACCUGAACCGCAGCCUGCUGCAGAACUGCAAGGCGUUCCACGGGGCCAGCAAGGGCUGCCUGCGCGCCCUGGCCAUGCGCUUCAAGACCACCCACGCCCCGCCCGGCGACACCCUGGUGCACUACGGCGACGUGCUCACCGCGCUCUACUUCAUCUCGCGUGGCUCCAUCGAGAUCCUGCGCGAGGAUGUGGUGGUGGCCAUAUUGGGUAAGAAUGAUAUCUUCGGGGAGCCCCUCAGUCUGUACGCGCGACCCGGCAAGUCCAAUGCAGACGUGCGGGCGCUGACCUACUGCGAUCUCCACAAGAUCCACAGGGAUGACCUGCUGGAGGUGCUGGAUAUGUACCCGGACUUCUCUGAUAACUUCUGGAUCAACCUGGAGAUCACUUUCAACCUGCGAGAUGUAGAUGGAAUCUUCCAGUCGCUGCCCAGUGAAGACUCUGAAUGUGGUUACCGGCGGCCAAGGAGAAAGAGAAACUCCCUGCACCGCCGCAACCGGCCCGAUGGGAUGGAUCGGGAAGAACCCUACUCCAACCAGCCUUGCCCUACCAUGGCAAACCACCAGGGGGCAUCACCUGGUCCACAGUGGGAUGAGCUCUGCAGCACUGCCAGUUCCUGCUCUCAGUCCAGCCAGGAAGAAAUGAAGCCCCUGGCCCACAGCCCCACUGAGCUGUACCCAGCUGGAGGUGACAGCUGUGACUACCCCCCCACUGUGGUCAGCCUGCUGCCCCCUAGCAGUGCCACAGCAGGCACGGGGGGCCCCAUGGAACGAAAUGGCACCUAUACAGGUACUGGUGAGAGAGUGGCCGCUCUGAACAUGCCGAGUCUGUACAGGUUCUGUCCCGACCGCCGGUCCAGUCAGUUCUCAGAGAGCACGCGCCGCUCCUCCUCCGUCAGGGCCACCUAUCACCCGCCCCCCUGCGCGGAGGACCGGCCCAGCGAGCUGGAGUCCCGCCUCGAGCUGCUCCAGUCCCAGCUCAACAGGCUGGAGACCAGGAUGACGGCCGACAUCAACAUGAUCCUGCAGCUGCUGCAGAGGCAGGCGGCCCCGGUGCCCCCCGCGUACUGCGCCGUGUCGCCCGGCUCCCGCCGCCCGCGCCCCACGCACCCGCCCCGCCCGCGCAGCCCCGGCGCACAGGCCCCCGUCACGCCGGCGCGGACGCACAGCCGGCCCUCGCCCCCGCAGAGCGUGGAAGCUCCCGAUCCCGACAGGCUCAACACGGACUCCAGGCGCUCCGUGUUCAGCGGCGUCCGCCUGGCCAUGCCCCCUGACCAGGCCACGCCCCUUUCGCCUGAGACGCGCGCGGCCACGCCCUGCCUGAGGCCGUCCCCGGUCCUCGUCUCCGCGGGCGCGGGCGGACUGAGCGGCGGCCUGCGCUCCCCCUCGCUCCCCGAGAACCUGGAGACCCCCGCGGGGCCUGCUGACAUACAGAGACACAUCUCAGACCCAGUUCUGCCUGGCAGCUAGAGCCCCCCACCUCACUCAGCUCUGUCCAGUGGCACUAAGCCACGCACACAUAUUAGGACAGGAGCACGGCCACCCAGCUGGCCACCGGGUACCCAUCGACCACCUCUGCGUCUCGGCCGCCCUCCUCUCUCUCCUUUCCAGCACGCACCCCAUGGCCUGUGGGAGGACAGCGGCUUAUCUACCUGGAGAACACAAGAGCACCUCCAGCUUCUCCUGAAGCCAGUGCAGAACGACAUAUGGAAGCAUUAGGAACUUUCUCUUAGCCCUACACAAGCCAUGCCCUGUCUCUGUUGCCUACUGGACAGGAAAAUAUAAGCACAACCAAACUCCCAUCGCCCCCGUGGCUUUGAAACAUAGCUGGCUCUGUACACCUUUGCAUAUAUUGUGUUUUUGUGACUACGCACCUUCUCUGAGGAGAUUUGAAUCGUGUCUGAAAAGUAACAACACACAUUAGCCAGGGCACACAGAUUUUAAUGAUACCGUCAGUGGACUGUUAGUCUGUGGCCAUACACUGUACAGUCUCGGCUGUGAUGGGGCAUAGAUCAGGUCUGAAUAUGUGGGUGGACAGUGCACAGUUUAAGGGGGCAGUGGGGAGACAUAUAUAGGCGCAACAUGUGAAAGCUCCCCCCCCCCCCCCCCCAAGCCCCUAUAAUGGAUGUGAGAUUGUCAGAGGACAGGAUGAGUCUACGCACAAGCAGUAACUAACAGAUGCCCCCAGAUGCUCAGCUGUAGACAUUUUCCAGUUAGGUACCAUAUCUAUGUUUUUUUUAAAACUCUGUUAUGAUCAUUUUAAAGUAGAUGCCUAAAUUUGCACUUUUCAUGCAUUUUAUGUCCACCAACAAGACAAUGAAAGCUUGGGACUGGUUGCAUGAGCAUACCAUAAGAGUUUAAUUUGCACCCGGGUACAGGCAUACCCACAGGUACAGAUUCAGUUAGACUACAACCCUACCGGUACUCUAUAAUCAAGCAGCGAUUUUCGUCAGAUUUCAAAGAACAGUUGUCUAACCUCUGCCAAAUGAAAUUGUUGGCGCAAUUUUGUAUUGUAAUUUAUUUUGUCUUUCUGCAACCUUAACGUAAUGAGGGGUGACGGGUGUGGUCUGGACACACAAGCACAUGUAGCAUACUUGAGCGUCUGGCGUUUCCACUGCUGUAAAUCUUAGAGAAGCAACGUGGUGUUUUUAGGACAUUUAGGACUGCUUGUUUCCAACGCGACUCCUUUAUUGAUGUGUUUGCAUAGGCAGGUGAAUGUAACAAGACAUGAACCCUUCAUUGUUUUGAAAUUUUAAAAGGUUUCGUAAAGCAUGAAGAAUUAUUUUUUUAGAUUGAAGUGACCGAUAAGCAUUUCAAUUAAAGUGUUUCAAUUCUG